AUGCAUGUAAUUUGUAGUGCCUCAAGUGUAAACCACAGUGUUUAUGUGGGUAAAGAAUUCACUAAAUAUUCCUAUAUCAAACCUGAACAAGAUAUACAUCCACUUGUCCAUGUUCAACACAGAUCAAUCUACGUGACGUUGGCGGGGGCCGUUUUGUUUGUUAUUUUCCUGUGUACAACACUGGUCUCAGCAACACGCAGUUCCAUGGAUUACGAACCGGAGUUUGAUUACUAUCCUGAAUAUGGCUACGAGCCUAGCGCGUUUUCAUUCGACGGUCGAGGUGGUUUAGCUCGAUUCGGAAAGCCAUGGCCUCGUGGUGCAUUCGUCAAACGUGGUCAAUUUUUGCGUCUUGGUUAA
Molecule: messenger RNA, 357 nt
Organism: Echinostoma caproni
Lineage: Eukaryota; Metazoa; Platyhelminthes; Trematoda; Plagiorchiida; Echinostomatidae
Source: the annotation of a GenBank genome assembly